This is a messenger RNA of Diceros bicornis minor, 744 nucleotides long. RefSeq names its product chymase-like. Gene Ontology annotation, molecular function: serine-type endopeptidase activity. Lineage: Eukaryota; Metazoa; Chordata; Mammalia; Perissodactyla; Rhinocerotidae. The coding region runs from base 1 to 744 and encodes 247 amino acids. Gene Ontology annotation, cellular component: cytoplasm; intracellular membrane-bounded organelle. The transcript is spliced from 5 exons. Gene Ontology annotation, biological process: proteolysis. The record is from RefSeq and is a predicted model, not a curated record.
AUGCAUCGUCUUCCUCUCCCCCUGCUGUUCCUUCUCCUGUGCUCCAGAGCUGAAGCUGGGGAGAUCAUCGGGGGCACAGAGUGCAAGCCACACUCCCGCCCCUACAUGGCCUACCUGGAAAUUGUCACUUCCGAGGAUAACCUGGUGUCUUGUGGUGGUUUCUUGAUAAGACGGAACUUUGUGCUGACAGCUGCUCACUGUGCAGGAAGGUCUAUAACAGUCACCCUUGGAGCCCAUAACAUAAAAGAGAAAGAAGACACAUGGCAGAAACUUGAGGUCGCAAAACAAUUCCCUCAUCCAAAAUAUGAUGACUUAAAUAUUCACCACGACAUCAUGUUACUAAAGUUGCAGGAGAAAGCCAACCUGACCCUGGCUGUGGGGACACUCCCCCUUGCACCCCAGUUCAACUUCAUCCCACCUGGGAGGAUGUGCCGGGCGGCUGGCUGGGGAGUGACAGAAGUGGAGGAACUGGGCUCUGACACUCUGCAAGAGGUAAAGCUGAGACUCAUGGAUCCCCGGGCCUGCGGACACUUUACAACUUUUGACCACGACAUCCAGCUGUGUGUUGGCAAUCCCAGGAAGAGAAAAUCUGCAUUUAAGGGAGACUCGGGGGGCCCUCUUCUGUGUGCGGGGGUGGCCCAGGGCAUUGUCUCCUAUGGCCAGGUCAAUGCAAAGCCCCCAGCUGUCUUCACCCGGAUCUCCCAUUACCGGCCCUGGAUCAAUGAAGUCCUGAAGGAGAAUUAA